AGUGGCCACACUGCUUGCCGGUCAGCGGGCGGGAAGGUGGGCGGCCUGGGUGGUGCCAUGACGCUGUUCAGCCUGAGCAUCCUCUACAAAGGUGACCCCAAGGCGGUGCUGCUCAGGGCUGCCUACAACGUGUCAUCCCUCAGCUUCUUCCAGAGGACCAGUGUUCAGGAAUUCAUGACCUUCACCAGCCAGCUGAUCGUGGAGCUCUCUGCCAAAGGCAGCAGGGCUUCCGUCAAGGAACAAGAAUAUCUGGGCCACGUCUACGUGCAGAACCACAGUCUUGCAGGAGUGGUCAUUGCUGACAGCGAGAACCCGUCCCGGGUGGCUUUUACCUGGCUGGAGAAGGUGCUGGACUAUUCCUCCAAGCAGGUGGACGGGAUCGACUGGCCAGUCAGAUCCCCUGCUACCAUCCACUACAUAGCCCUGGAUGACUUCCUUAGUACCUACCAGAAUCCCCGAGAAGCUGACCCCGUGAGUAAAGUGCAGGCUGACCUUGAUGAGACCAAGAUCGUUCUGCACAACACCAUGGAGUUCCUGUUAGGACGAGGCGAGAAGAUAGACGACUUGGUGUCCAAAUCCGAAGUGCUGGGAAUUCACUCUAAAGCAGCGAACCACUGCUCUAAAGCCUUCUACAAAACAGCCCGGAAGCAAAAUUCGUGCUGUGCAGUCAUGUGACCGUAGUCUGCAGAGGCCCCCUUGCUGCAUUCCCAGUCAUUCCAUCAGAAC
Molecule: messenger RNA, 726 nt
Organism: Myotis brandtii (Brandt's bat)
Lineage: Eukaryota; Metazoa; Chordata; Mammalia; Chiroptera; Vespertilionidae
Product: synaptobrevin homolog YKT6-like
Exons: 2
Coding region: 58-675 (205 amino acids)
Biological process (GO): endoplasmic reticulum to Golgi vesicle-mediated transport
Cellular component (GO): Golgi apparatus
Molecular function (GO): SNAP receptor activity
Source: RefSeq, a predicted model, not a curated record